Molecule: messenger RNA, 1025 nt
Organism: Gloeophyllum trabeum ATCC 11539
Lineage: Eukaryota; Fungi; Basidiomycota; Agaricomycetes; Gloeophyllales; Gloeophyllaceae
Exons: 5
Coding region: 1-792 (263 amino acids)
Molecular function (GO): RNA binding
Source: RefSeq, a predicted model, not a curated record
AUGGGCCGUUUUGGCUGCCGCGAAAUAUGCUAUGUCUCUAUGGACACUGUGGCUAGCAGCAGUACCUCGACGAUUGAACAACCCAGUAACAGCCCCAGGAAAACCUUUGCACGCACGCGAGAAGCAGGCGGAGAACAUGCGGCGACCCCCCCUCCCUUAACGAGACGCAAGUCACUCACCAACAUGAAGGGGAAAGCGAAGUCCAGCAAGAAGACGCGCUCCCACAUGACCAAGGACAACAAGGAGCGGGUGCAAGAGGCGCAGAAGAAAGACCGCAUGAAAACGAGGAAGACGCAAACGCCAACCUGGCUAUACGUGGGCAAUCUUCAUCCCGCGACCACUUCCGCUCAGAUCAGGCAACUCUUCCGAUCCUGUGGCCGUAUAAUAGAUGCCAGUUGCCGAGUCACUCGAGGCACCAUAGGAGCUCAGUCCAAGCAUUGGAAUCGCAAGCUCAGGGCCCAAGACCGCGUCUAUGCUGCCAUUCUAUUCGCAGAUGCAGUCUCAGCUCUUCGCGCUCAUGGGCUAGAUGGUACCGUUCUGAACGAUCUUCCGAUGGUGGUGUGCUUCAACGCGACGGACCUUCCCGACGCGCAGGAGAUCUCUCAGCCGCGAGAUACACCGCAUGCUGCCGAGAGUACUCCUCCCAGCUUCAUUGGGCCUAAAUUAGAGGGACUAUGGCAAAGAAUAACCAGGGAGAAAACAGAGCGGGUCAAGUUCCCAGACGAUCCUAAGGCUGACCCCAUACCUCGGAACAAAGUUAUGGGCAUGUCUAUGCCACUGACCAUUGCCUAAUUCACCCACCUAAUCCACUCGUGGACGACCUGUACUCCCCCGGACCCUAUAUAUGCUGAUUCACAAUUCGACAUUUCGAUCUAUCCGCUGAUUAUUGUAUACGGUACAUCUCGCCUUUCUUCUACCCGGUCCCUGUAUCACUAGCUCCUGUAGAUAUCUUAUACGUUCGUUGCAGUAUAUAUCCUCCAUACCUCGUAGCCAUACCUUCAUUUCCUGAUACCUAGCGUCAUCCA